Molecule: messenger RNA, 1712 nt
Organism: Humulus lupulus (European hop)
Lineage: Eukaryota; Viridiplantae; Streptophyta; Magnoliopsida; Rosales; Cannabaceae
Product: myb family transcription factor PHL8-like
Exons: 6
Coding region: 482-1501 (339 amino acids)
Molecular function (GO): DNA-binding transcription factor activity; DNA binding
Source: RefSeq, a predicted model, not a curated record
GAUAUAUAUGAAAAACAGAAAGAGAGAGAGAGAGAGAGAUGUGGAAAAACAUCAAGAUAAAAACAAACCAUACACUUUUCUUCUUUUCUCUCCUUUUGAGACUCAAAUUGAACUAUGUUGCUUUCUCUGUUCUUGCUGCAUCAGAGAUUCUCUCCACUCCUUUCAAGUCAAAGAAGAAAGAGAAAACAAUUAAAUAAGUAAAUAAAUAAAUGUUAAAAAUAAAAGUUGGUAUGAAAUGGAAGAUGGAAGAAAGGAAAGAGUCACAGCUCAUGGCAUAUAUUCCCCUCUCCAACAUAACCCCACUUAUGUUUCCAGAUAUGGAGUGAGAACAUAGGACAGCCCAACAACUCCAAUUUAUAAAGAGAACUACAGCUGCCACAUAUUCAAGCACCACCUCAGGAAAAGUCCCUAACUCCCUUAUUUAUGUUUCAUUCCUCUCUAUCUGUCUCUCCUGGAAUACACACAAAUUGUUAUUCAGAAUAUGCAAAAUCAGAAUAUGAAUUUAGUCUUAUCCACUGAUGCAAAACCAAGGCUCAAAUGGACUUCAGAACUUCAUCAGAGAUUUGUUGAAGCUAUCAAUCAGCUUGGAGGAGCAGAUAAGGCUACUCCAAAGAGCUUGAUGAGGGUGAUGGGAAUUCCAGGACUUACUUUGUACCAUCUAAAGAGCCAUUUACAGAAAUACAGGUUGGGGAAGAGCCAACAGUCUGAAGCCUGCUCUGACAAUAAGCAAGAAGAUUACAAAGAAAUUCAGGGGAGUGAUGGACAUUUCAAUGGAGAAAUCAAUGAUGGAACUCAGAGUCAGAUGAAUGAAGGCUUGCAGAUAGCUCAGGCUCUCCAAAUGCAAAUGGAAGUACAAAGGAAACUCCAUGAACAGAUUGAGGUCCAAAGACAUCUGCAGCUGAGAAUUGAAGCUCAAGGAAAGUAUCUACAGUCAGUACUAAAGAAAGCUCAAGAAACUCUUUCUGGAUAUAGCUCUUCUUCAGUGGGUGUAGAGCUUACAAAAGCUGAGCUUUCUCGAUUAUUAUCGAUGGUUAACAAUGGAUGCCCCAGCUCUUCAUUCUCAGAAAUAACAGAGACAAGAGAUUUAAGCUUAGAAGAAGGCAUCGAAAGGAAACAAAUGAGAGGCACAAUGUGUUCCGUGGAAAGUUCACUGACUUCUUCCGAAAGCUCAGGGCGAAAAGAAGAGAAGAAACCAAUGGAUAACAAUGGUGAUCCCCAAAAGUCUAACACAAACUCCAUUGAACUACAACUAAUGGAAGUUCAUCCAGAAAAGAAUCCAUGGAACAAUGCCACAAGCAAUCAAGUUAGUGGAAGGAAAAGGAAUGGAAGUACCAUCUCUGAUGGUAUUAGUGUUGAGCAGCGAAUUUCUAAGAGGUCACCAAGCCAUAUAGACACAAAUAGUAACCAUUUGAGAAAAUCCGGAUUACUGGGAACGUUUGAUCUGAAUAGCCAAUAUCAGAAUGACAUUGAUUCGGGUCCAAAAGCAAUUGACUUGAACUGAAAAGGGACAUGGAAACUCAAAUGUGCACCUCCGUUGGUGUGGAAAUUUUAUACCAAUCUGAAGUUUAGUACCAAUAGUGAAUGCAGCAAACUUGAUUAUUAAGAAUUAAUCUUGUCUAUUACUAUGUAUAAUGUCAUGUGUAUCGAACUCCAAGGACUUUUAAAAGUAUAUUCAUAUUAAACGAAAGGCAAAUAUAUAGCGUGUGAAUACA